AUGGGGAAGCAUAAGGUAUCAAAGAAGGGUAAACCCAUUGUGUGCAGUGCUUGUCAUAUGCCUGGCCACAACAAGGUUACUUGCCCCACAACAAAUAAGCCAGUUAAGCUCAGGGUGAAAAAACCAAAGAUAACCAAGACUACCCAGGAAUCUGUAGUUGAAGGGUUGGUGAAUGGUGGUGCAGUAGGUGUGCAAGGAUCAGUUAACAGUGUUGUAGGUGGUGUACAUGGAGGUGAAGGUGGUGUGCAUGGUGGUGAAGGUGGUGGAGUGCAUGGUGUUCGAAAGAAAAAGGGUACUUUGAAACUGUACAAGUAUACCCUAAUAUGUUUUUAG
This is a messenger RNA of Lactuca virosa, 333 nucleotides long. NCBI's taxonomy places the organism in Eukaryota, Viridiplantae, Streptophyta, Magnoliopsida, Asterales, Asteraceae. The record is from the annotation of a GenBank genome assembly.